AUGUGGACGUUCAGUGCUAUAGGCCGCGAGAGUAGGGAGUCGAGCUCCAGCAGUAGAGCAGCGAGUAGCAGUGAUGCUGCUCCUCAAGUCGAAGAAGCCGAGGGUAACAUGAACCGGGAGAACGUCUCGAACAAGAUCGCCGCCGGCAUGGACCGGUGGCAGAACACACUCGAGGACAUGAUCAACCUGAGGUCUUCUAACAACACCGUCUUUAAGGACUACUAUUGGGCUCAAAAUGGUUUCGAUGAGCUCCGUCGCUAUGUAAAGCAGGGAAGCGACUUCAGCAAAGAACUAUCAUCCAUAUUGCAAGAGAGAAUUGAAGCAGAAAUAUACUACGCAAAGUGCUUGGCUAAACUUGGGACGAAGCUGACGAAGGCUUGCAAGGAGAGCGUCGGCUCGUGCGCCGAGGCAUGGAAACAUGUCGCACUCGAGAUGGAGAAACGGUCGGAAAUUCACAGAAAUUACUCAAGUGCUUUAUCCGACGAGCUAGUGAAACCAAUGAAACAUGUAAUCGACAAUCAAUUGAAACUUAGGAAGAAGAUCGAAGGUAACGUUGACAAGACUACGCGAUCUCUCGGAGAAUGGAGAACAGCGGAGGCAAAGUCUAAGAAACAUUCCCACACGGCGGCGCGGGAGAACGAAAAGUUACAGGACGCCUCGUUGGAGAUUAGCCGUCUGUCGCGUAGUUCGAGCGUGGGACACAUACCACAUGCGCACUCUAUCCUGAGCGCGGCACGGGCAGAGCGGCUGCCAAAUGCGACGAGCGAGAAGGACGCAGCUAAACUUCAGGUCAAGAAAAGGAAGACGGAAGAUGCUGUGAAAAAAACUGAAGUUGAAUAUUAUAAUGUGUGCGUGCACGCCGAACGGGCUAGGUUGGAAUGGGAGUCAAGCGUAGUGAAGGGAGCUGGCAUGCUGGAGUCUCUUGAGGAAGAGAGACUAGCCCAGCUCAAGACAGCUGCUGAUUGCUACCUCAGGCUGACAUCCGCCGUGCCUGCACAAUUAGCGGAGGCCACAAAUAUUUUGGUGAAUCCGAUAAAGAAUGCGAACGCCAACACUGACAUGAGAGUAGUUCGUGGAGUCCGUUCAGCACAGACUGGAGCUAGUGAGCAACUGCUGCCAGACUUCUACUGCGAACAUACCACGCUUGCUAUGAACAAGGAACGACGUAAGCAGGCACUGCUAAAGAUCCUGCAGUUAGUAAAACAAGACAUUGACAGGGAAAGGAAAUCCAAGCAGGGGCUUGAGAAACUGUCGAUGGCCAUCAAGCAGACACCCACUUUUGGAAAUGACGAUUCACAACAAAAUGUGGCUGACAAACUGUACCAUAUGAGAAGUAUGCUGACAUAUUUGGAGGCAGUGAGGUAUAAAAUAACGGCUAGUCUUAACGAGCUGGACAAUAGACCGCCGGUACAGCAUCCACUGGCAGCACACAUACAGAUCAUAAGGGACAAACAAGGACUGCAGCAAAGUAUACUAAAGGUACCACCAUGGCUUCAAGCCGACUACCAAAAUGAGGUGAACAAAAACCUGACACCAAAUUACACGGCUUUGACGAAGAGCGUAAAUGGUGGAGAGGAGAGGGAGCGGAGAGACUCCAUCAUGAGCAGAGCCUCUAGUAAAUUGAGGAUAGAACACCUCUCAUUUAGGAGGAACACAGACAACAAGAGUGCACCAGUUACACCAGUUGUUGACAUCCCCACGCCCCCGCUCCAGAAACAGACUGUGGAAACACCAAACCCACCUGAAAGUCCACUAGAUUGGAGCGAGCGUGGUGCUGGUGAUGGUCUGUCCAACCAACAAGAUAGUGACUUUGACGAGUUUUCAUCACAAAGUGAUAGCUCGACGGAUUUGACUGAUAUUAUGAAGAAUGAGAACGGGGACACGGUGCCACAGACGCCGUCGUUGGGCAAAUGCCGAGCGCUGUACACUUACGAGGCGAGACUUAAUGACGAACUUAAUUUGACUCCAGGAGACAUAAUAAAUAUACACGAGAAACAAGCCGAUGGGUGGUGGAGCGGAGACUUGAACGGCAUCUAUGGAAUUUUCCCUUCAUCCUAUGUGGAAGAAAUUACCACUUGCAUAUAAGUAUACUUACAAAAAACUGACCAAGAGGAUCACAUAAGUAAUACAAAAAUGGGUAAAAAAUUAACAGACUACAAAAAGAU
Molecule: messenger RNA, 2165 nt
Organism: Spodoptera littoralis (African cotton leafworm)
Lineage: Eukaryota; Metazoa; Arthropoda; Insecta; Lepidoptera; Noctuidae
Source: the annotation of a GenBank genome assembly